AUGUUUUACAACACUUUGGAUGUAAUAAUGCUUCCAAUAGUUCAUGUUCAUAAUGCAGGAUUUAUUUAUUUAUCAACAAGUGCAUUCAGAUUUCGUCCGUUCGGAUUAAUAUUAGCAGUUUUACAAUCAGUCAGUCAAGGUUUUUGUUUCAUGUUGUUUUCAAUUCAUUUUUUAUAUCGGUUAAAAGUAGUGUCACCUCAAAGUUCGAAACUUGUCAAAUAUUGGAAGAUUUGGCCUGCGUCUAAUAUCAUACUGAUAAUAAUUUGGACAUAUUGUGCAACUUAUUUCGCGUUGCCUACUGAAUUUACAGAUGAUUAUUUCCAGGAAAAUGUUUUGGAAAUGUUUAAAAUAGAUAUCCGGAACUCGGGAUAUUAUGCAAUUAUUUACUAUUAUUUUGAUGAAGCCAGAGGAAAAAUAAGAAUUAAUGAACUGAGUUUGAUAUGUUUGAUUCUAGUUGGUUCAGUUUUUGUGAGUAGCACAUUAGCCUUAAUGUGUUUUUUAAUGUGCGCAUUUCAUCAGAUGAUGUCAAUGCUAGUGAUUUUCAUUUCGGGUUAUAAGCUUUACAAAAUUGUUCAUGAUGUGAAUUUGCUCAAAUCUACAUCAUCUCGAAACAUACACCGUGAACUGUUCUGGACUCUUAUUGUACAGUCUGCAACUCCGUUUCUACUUUUCUAUCUACCAACAUAUAUACUUCUUUUUGCUCCAGUUUUCCAAGUAAAAAUUGGUCUACUCGAAUAUAUCCAGCCAAUGUUUCUUUCAAUUUAUCCAAUACUGGAUUCACUCACAGUUAUUCUUUUUUACAGAGGUUUCCGAAAAGCUUUGAAAGGUUCAUUUCAUUUAAACAAAUGUCUAACAAAUUUAGUUUACCAUUUCAGAUAUAUUUUCAAAAUCAAGAGUUAGUCAAAAUUAA
Caenorhabditis angaria is the source of this 910-nucleotide messenger RNA. The record is from the annotation of a GenBank genome assembly. NCBI's taxonomy places the organism in Eukaryota, Metazoa, Nematoda, Chromadorea, Rhabditida, Rhabditidae.